CCCCACACACGCGUUUUGGCCUGGCUCUUUAUUUACUCGGAAAUACAUCUGGCGACGACCAUUAUAGGAACAGAAUUGGGGCUUUUGUGCUGACAUUCCAAUUCUACGCCACUCCGGGAAGACAAGAUGUUGGUGAUACAGAGUCCUCGCAAAAACAAGGAGAAAGCACCCCAGGGAAGUCCGGAAAGGACACCGAGGCGGACAAAACCACCGACGGCGCCUUUCUUCGCUCCGAGGAAUCUGGCCGCUGACCUGCCAUCAUCCUCGAUACCUUCUUCUUCUCCGGCAUUCGGGACUCCCGUCCACCCCCUCAGACCCUUCAAUGUCGCAGCGCCAGCGAAGGCAGCCAUCCUACCCAUCCUCCUGCCUCCCGCAACAUUGCGACCGCUCGCGUUCCGGACGUUUACCAAGAAACACAGCUUGACCCUCACAUCCUCUGCGCUACAAGAGCUUGCAACAUUUAUAGGGCGGCAUUGCGGAUCAGGAUGGAGGGAAGAAGGUCUGGCAGAGAAGGUCUUGGAGGAAGUGGCCAAGUCGUGGAAGAACCGGAACGGAGGGGUUAUAGUUGAAGGGAGCAGCCCCGAGCUCCAGGAUAUCUUGAAGAAUUUGGAGGGCAACAUGAGCGGCGGAAAGAUCAUGACUGGUGGCCGGGGAUUGAGCCGCGAAAACAGCCUCAUGUUGGAGUCAUCCCAGGAUUCCGAUCACACGAAGACCCGACUUGGACUGAGGCCCACCACGCUUUCACGAGAGGAUAGCCAGACAAGCAUGGGCAUGGCUGGACUGGUUGUUGAAGAAGAGCCCGAUGACGAGACACUGAGCGAUCCGAGGAGGUGGCUAAAGGUUAUAGAUGCGUACGAGCAACCUCGCUUCACGUACAAUACCGGGAAGAAACACUUUGAGAGGGACACUUCAAAACCCACGCUCUUACCACCUGCGUCUCACAAGACAGACCUCUUCAGGAACAGAUUCAACGUCAUCCAUCAACGGCUCCUUCGCAAUGAAUCAUUCCAGACCUCGGCAGUUUCUGAGACGAGGGCCUCCCUAAGUCGAAACUCGUCUGCGCUUCAGUCCCACAAGAUCACCCCGAUAGCAAACCUUCUCGGCCGUCACGGCAGCCAUCACAUGCUCCUUGGGAUGUUGAUCAUCCUACCUUCAGGCGGCCUGGCGAUAAGUGACUUGACGGGUACGAUCGCACUGGACCUCUCACACGCGGCUGCCAUCCCAGAGGACUCGGCCUGGUUCACGCCAGGCAUGAUCGUCCUGAUCGACGGCGCCUACGAGGAAGAGGAAGAGUCGGUUGGCCUGGGCCUCAGCGGGAGCAGUGGAGUAGGCGGGACCAUCGGCGGCCGGUUCCAGGGGUUCUUCAUCGGGCAGCCGCCGUGCGAGAAGCGCAAGGCGACUCUCGGCGUCAGCGGCCCCGACGGCGGACCGGACAACACCAUCGGCGGCGGGUUCGGGUGGAUCGACUUCCUGGGCGUGGGCAGCGAGCGCGCCGUCGGCUGGAAGAUGCGCAAGCUCGAGAACCGCCUGUUGCGGCAGCCCGCCGCCGCGCGGGCCGACCCGGACGCGCCGCGCCGCGGCAGGGUCGUCAUCGUCGGCGAGCUCAACCUCGACCAGCCGCGGACCCUGCAGGCGCUCAAGAAGAUACUGACGCUCUACGCGGCGGAGCCGGAGGGUUCCACGCCGGUGGCCUUUGUGCUGACGGGCAACUUCACCACGCACGCCGUCAUGGCCCGUGGCGGCGGCGGCGGCAGCAUCGAGUACAAGGAAUCCUUCGAUGCGCUGGCCUCGACCCUCGCCGACUUCCCCACCCUGCUGACGGCGUCCACCUUCGUCCUCGUCCCCGGCGACAACGACGGCUGGGCCUCGGCCUUCUCGGGCGGCGCCGCGACCCCCCUGCCCAAGAAGGCCGUGCCCGCCCUCUUCACGUCGCGCGUGCGCCGCGUCUUCGCCGCCGCGAACGCAGAGGCCGGCCUGUCGGGCGCGGGGGACGCGGGCGCGGGCGGCGAGGCCGUCUGGACGUCCAACCCGAGCCGGCUCUCGCUCUUCGGCCCCAGCCACGAGAUCGUCCUCUUCAGGGACGACAUGUCCGCCCGGCUCAGGCGGUCCGCCGUCCGCCUCAAGCAGACCGCCGCCGGGACCACCGGACAAGCCGAGGGCGACGAGGGCGCUGCCGCCGGCGGCGGCGGCGGCGGCGAUGCUGGCAACAGCAACGACGACACGCCCAACGAUGAUGACCACGACGGCCACGACGACGCCGCCACGCCCGGUGCCCCGACCCCGGAAGAAGGCGACGACGCAAUGGACGUCGACCCGACUCCCGCCCCCGCCGCCCCCGCCGCCCGCGCACCAUGCAUCCCCUACGACGUCCGCGCGGCUCGCAAGCUGGUCAAGACGGUCCUGGACCAGGGCUACCUGGCGCCCUUCCGGCAGUCGGUGCGCCCCGCGCACUGGGACCACGCCGCGGCGCUGCACCUAUACCCGCUGCCCACGGCGCUGGCGCUCGUCGACGCCGGCGCGCCGGCCUUCUGCGUCACGUACGAGGGGUGCCAUGUCAUGAACCCGGGGGCCGUGCUCGUCGCCGGGCGGAGGGGCGUGGGUCGGUGGGUCGAGUACGAGGUUGGGAGGGUGGGGAGGGUGAGGGAGUGUUUGUUUUGA
Molecule: messenger RNA, 2658 nt
Organism: Phialemonium atrogriseum
Lineage: Eukaryota; Fungi; Ascomycota; Sordariomycetes; Cephalothecales; Cephalothecaceae
Product: DNA-directed DNA polymerase epsilon, subunit B
Exons: 2
Coding region: 127-2658 (843 amino acids)
Biological process (GO): DNA-templated DNA replication; error-prone translesion synthesis
Cellular component (GO): epsilon DNA polymerase complex
Molecular function (GO): DNA binding
Source: RefSeq, a predicted model, not a curated record